This is a messenger RNA of Paramecium tetraurelia, 1506 nucleotides long. RefSeq lists its product as uncharacterized. Gene Ontology annotation, molecular function: IMP dehydrogenase activity. The transcript has 2 exons. Gene Ontology annotation, biological process: GTP biosynthetic process. NCBI's taxonomy places the organism in Eukaryota, Ciliophora, Oligohymenophorea, Peniculida, Parameciidae. Gene Ontology annotation, cellular component: cytoplasm. The record is from RefSeq and is a predicted model, not a curated record.
AUGUUGAGUAGUAAUUGGCGCAAUGGUAUCCAAACAGCCUUGACAUUUGACGAUGUUCUUAUGGUUCCUCAAUAUUCAACAAUUGAGAGUAGAACUAAUUGCAUAGUUGAAACUCACUGUAGUUAAAAUAUCAAACUCAAAAUCCCUUUUAUAAGCAGUCCAAUGGACACAGUUACUGAAACUGAAAUGGCAAUUCACAUGGCAGCAAAUGGUGGAUUGGGUGUAAUUCAUAGAUUCAUGACGGCAAAUGAAUAAGUCGAAUAAAUCAAAAAGGUUAAGAGAUCAGAGGCAUACAUUAAGAAUAGACCUUUUGUAGUCGGUUUAAAUUACACACUCAAGAAAGUCUUAAUUUUAGCUGAAGAAUGGAAAUGUAAAACAUUUUUAGUCACUGACGAUAAUUUAAUUGAAAACAACGAAGAUUACGAAGAAACUGAUGAAACUGGAUCUCCUCGUUAUAAAUCCUUACCUCUUUUGGGAAUUAUCACUAACAGAGAUUGUUAUGAACAACCAUUAACUAAAUUAGUAAAAGAAUUGAUGACCCCUAGAGAAAAGCUAGUGACUCUUCAUUAUUUAGAUGUCAGCAAAGAAAAUGCAAGAUAAAUGAUGUUAUCUCAUAAAUUAGAGAAAUUACCUGUGGUUGAUGAUAAAAAUAAUAUAAAAGGAUUGAUUAAUUUAAAAGAUUUAAAAUUAGAUUCCGAGUUGAAAGUUCUUGAUUAAAUGGGAAGAUUAAUAGUUGGAGGAGCUGUUGGUGCAAAUGAUGAUGAAAUCACCAGAGCAAAGAGAUUAGUCAAUAGUGGCUGUGAUGUUAUUGUGUUGGAUGUGGCUAAUGGACACUCAUAAUUGGCAAUAAGAACAGUUGAAUAAUUAAAAAAGGAAGUUUCCGUAGAUGUGAUAGCUGGUUCUAUUGCAACAGGAGAUGGUGCCAGAAGAUUGAUAUAAGCAGGGGCAGAUGGUAUUAGAUGUGGAAUUGGUAAUGGUUCCAUUUGCAUAACAAGAGUUGUCUCUGGUUGUGGUGUCCCAUAAUUUAGUGCAUUAAUGGAUGUGGCUCCUGUUUGUAAAGAGUAUAAAAUACCAUUGAUGUCUGAUGGUGGUAAUAAGAACAGUGGAAAUAUGUGUAAGGCUUUGGCUGUUGGAGCAGAUUGCAUUAUGCUUGGUAGACUGUUGGCUGGGUGUUAAGAAUCCCCAUCCAAAGAAAUAUACAGAGAAGGAAAGAUCUUAAAGGUUUACAGAGGAAUGGCUGGUUUUGGUGCCAAUGUUUCUAAAGCCUAGAGAACUGGUAAGGAUGAACCUUCAAGCACAACAUUUGCACCUGAAGGAGUCGAGGGAUACAUUCCAUUUGCAGGGAAAGUAUCUAUUGUAUUAGAACAAUUUAAAAAGGGAAUCUAAUCUGGUAUGAGUUAUUGUGGGGCUUCAAAUAUUGAGGAAUUAUAGAAGAAUGUUUAAUUUAUCCAGAUGACAAAUGCAGGUUUUGUAGAGAGUGGUGUACAUGGAAUUACAAAAAUAUGA